UUCUGUCCGAGGCCUCCAUGUUAAAGACAACGAGGAACAACGGGAAGACCGCCGAAAUGGAAUUUAUGGAUUUAGACACCGAAAAACAUCUUCGGUAUCUCUAGCGACCGCCACCUGGACAACAAUAGUUAAAUAGUAGUUCUGAGAAGAGGGCUUUGCUAGUCGGUUGCCUAAUUUGCUUAUUUUAGUAGCUAAGCUAGUUAGCAUCGGGGAAUCAUCUUUGUUUUUAUUUUGAGUGGUAGAAAUUCAGACAGGCCGUUGAGGCGUUUUAAAGUAGGUGGCCACGUUUGUAGAGGAUUUCGAAAUAUAUACCUAUUUCUGUAUGGACUACGAACCAGGAAAUGAUCUUUGAGGACUUUUGCGUUUGUGUCCGUGGAUUAUCUGUUUUAUGACCGAAGCCUUUGGACUGCGCAACACGGACUGCGAAACGCGAAGGACGCUCGCGGCCUCGCCGCUCACGGUGGCGAAAGGCCCGUGCUUCCGCAAUAAACAUUUUGUGACUCUCUUGAUCCGAUUUCCUUAAUGGACACGUCUGGAAAUAUGAUUUUCUUGUGAUUCAUUCGGACUUUGAUUCUGAAGGACUGCUUAAAGCUACGGACUGUUAGUAUUCGUGCAAAGUGCCAGACCAGUUUUGGCGUUUUGGGCACCAGGUCACGAGGACUGUAGUUGCAUUUGUCUCCCUAGCACAGCAGCAAUCUUGUCCCAGCAUGUUGCGUGUGCCUCCCUCUAUUCUGACAGAAUGUGAGAGGGAUGUUUGACAGUUACCUAAUAUAUUGACAAGUCAAAAUACUGACCCCCACCCCCCUACUCCUUCUAGUUUUGACAUUUAACUUGAUCUAACGUUAUCUUGUUUUGUUUUUUUCUUGUCUAAGUUGAGUAAGUGCUUAGUGGUGUGAAAAUGUCGUGUGUUCACUAUAAAUUUUCUUCCAAACUGGACUACAACACCGUCACAUUCGACGGCCUCCACAUCACGCUGAGCGAGCUCAAGCGGCAGAUCAUGGCCCGCGAGCGGCUCAAGGCCACUGACUGCGACCUGCAGAUCACCAACGCACAGACGCGGGAAGAGUACACUGAUGAGGAAGCCCACAUACCCAAACACUCGUCCGUGGUCGUCAGGCGCACGCCCAUCGGUGGCGUCAAACCUGCAGGCAGAACGUUCAUUGUUGAUCGUUCUGACACAGCCGUGGGAUCUUCCAGACUCACGGACUCCUCUCCAUCUAUGUCUCUGGCACAGCUAUCCAAGACAGCUAACCUAGCUGAGGCCAACGCUUCUGAAGACGACAAGAUCAGAGCCAUGAUCUCUCAGUCCAACCACGACUACGACCCCAUCUAUUACUCCAAGAAGGUGAUUGGCCCUCCUCCAGCUCACUACACCUGCUUCCGCUGUGGCAAAGCUGGGCACUACAUACGACACUGCCCCAUGCAGAUGGAUAAGAGUCUGGAAGGCCCCAAGCCAGUCAGGAUCAGUAAGGGGAUUCCUCAGAGCUUCAUGGUGAAGGCUGAGCCGGGGAGCAAGGGAGCCAUGCUGACCAGCACUGGAGAAUACGCCAUCCCUGCUAUAGACGCCGAGGCCUACGCCCUGGGGAAGAAGGAGCGCCCCCCCUUUGUGCCGCGGGAGCACUCGUCGUCCGAGGACGAGUCUGACCCCAUCCCAGACGAGCUGCUCUGCCCCGUCUGCAACGACCUGAUGACCGACGCCGUCGUCAUCCCCUGCUGCGGCAACAGUUACUGUGACGACUGUAUCAGGACCACGUUGCUAGACUCGGAGGAACACACCUGCUUCACCUGCAAACAGUCAGAUGUUUCCCCCGACAACCUGAUCGCAAACAAGUUCCUACGCCAGGCGGUAAACAACUUUAAAAAUGAGUCUGGCUACACCAAGGCUGCACGCAAAUCACAACAGUCUGCCCCGCCCCCUUCCCGCCCCCAGCCACUCAGAACCCUCCCUUCACGCCAGCAAGACCCGCUAAUGGCUAAUACUCGUCAGCAAGAUCCGCUAUUGGCUAAUGUCCGACAGCAAGAUCCGCUAUUGGCUAAUACUCGUCAGCAAGAUCCGUUAUUGGCUAAUGUCCGGCAGCAAGACCCGCUAUUGGUUAAUGCUCGUCAGCAAGACCCGCUAUUGGUUAAUGCUCGUCAGCAAGACCCGCUAUUGGCUAAUACUCGUCAGCAAGAUCCGCUAUUGGCUAACGUCCGACAGCAAGACCCGCUAUUGGCUAACGUCCGUCAGCAAGACCCGCUAUUGGCUAACGCCUCUCGUUCUCCUGCUGCUAGCUCCCCUCCCCCCCCUGCUGUCAUUCAAGCACAAGCCCCGCCCACACAGUCCACUCCUUCAAUCGGAGGACUGGAUUUUGCUCCCGCCCACCCUGACCCUGCACGCAGCCGGCCUUCCCCGCAACAUCCGGCCAAUCAGAGCGAGCCUCCUCCACCAGGGGAGACAGAAGGACAGACAGCUCGUCCGAUGCAGGAGCCAACAGCUCGGACUGAUAACACUCUCAAGGGCUACCACCUGCCUUUGAUUGGUCACCCGCCCCCGGCAAGGCCCUCCCACCAGCCAGGUCAUCAGGUCCGCCCCCACAGGGGAGGGGCUAGACUUCCCUGGGAGAGACCUUUCCGACCACCUCAUGGGGAGCCCCCCCCUCCCCACCUCCAGCCCCCACCACGCCCCCCGGCCCCCCCUGUCUACCCAGCCCCCUCCCUCUACCCCCCGCCCCCCCACACCAUGCCCCCCCAGGCCUACCCCCCUCCCUACCCCUCUGCCCCCGGCCUCCCCCCUCCCCCUCUGGGCUUCCCGCCCCAGGGCCUAUACCCCCCCGGCCCCCCUGGCCUGGGCCCCCCUCCCUGGAUUGCCCCGGCCCCCCAGCCCCCCCCUGGCCUCCCGCCCCCCUCGCUGGGUGGCCCCCCCCUCUCCAAAGAGGAGUUCUACAGGCAGCGGCGCCACCACCAGGAGGAGACAUCCAAGCUGGAUGAGUUCACUAAAGACUUCGCCAAGGAGCUGAUGAAGUACAGGAACGCCCCCAAGAGACGCAGAAGAUCCUACUCUAGGUCUCGUUCCUACAGCCGUUCUCCCAGCAGGAGUCCGUACUCUCGCUCGCGCUCUCGCUCCUACUCCUACUCCCCCUCCCGUUCCCGCUCGCGCUCCUAUGGACGCUCCCCCUUCUCCCGCCGCAACGGACGCUCCUACGGGCGCUCACGCUCCCGCUCCCGUUCCUACGGUUACCGCCGCUCCUCCGGCUCCCCUCGCUCCCCCGGUCCGUACCGGGGCUGGGACGGGGGCGGGGCCGGGGGGGGCAGUGGGGCAGGGGGCGGGGGCAGCGGGGCAGGGGGCGGGGGCUACCGGUCACGGACUCGCUCUCGGUCUCGCUCCCCUGGAGGGUACCGGAGCCGCAGCCCCGGGGGCCGCAAGCCCCCCCCAAGGGAGCCCCCACCCUACGACCCCAAAGGUCGUCCUGACCUCAGCCCAGGGGGGAGAGAGAGGUGGGAGAGAGACAGCUACCGCCAGUGGGAGAGGGAGUACAGGGACUGGUACAACAAGUACUAUAAGGACUACAAGGACUACGAUUCCCACCAUGCACCUGUCCACCACCGGAGGGGGGGCAGCCGGGAGCGGGAGAGACUCUCCCCCCAGAGAGAUUACUCCCCCCAGAGCCGGGGGAGGAGAGGGGAAAGGGCUCACCCGCCGUCCUCAGGAGCCAAAGAUCGCUCGCAGGGCGGGGCUAAGGGUUCGGAGGGAGGGUCUAAAGCGUCCAAGACGAAGAAACUGAAGAAGAGGAGGAGUGGGGAGGAGCCAGACACAACCCACCAAUCAGUGGACCGCGGAGACGCCACGCCCGUCAGGGACGAGCCAAUGGAUGACGUCCCCACGCCCAACAAAGCCCCGCCCAUCUCCACAAAAGCCCCGCCCCAGAAAUCAUCAGCCAGUAAGAAUGCAGCUGUGUCAGGGAAGACCCCGCCCACGCACAGCAAGGCCCAAUCAGAGAAGAGCAGGAAGGAGAAGGGGCAGAAGGUGAAAGUGAAGACAAAGGGAGAGAAGACCAAGAAGAAGACUUCGGACAGCGUGGCCAAGAAAAGAGAACCAUCCUCCUCUUCCUCACUCGCCAAACCAAUCAAAACCUUGAAAACCAAGUCAGGUGACCCUGGCCCCGCCCCCAGCCACGCCCCCCCGAGAAAAGAAAAGGCGAAAAGCGUCAGAAAAGGAGGAUUAGGGGGGCCGGGUCUCCUCAAGACCCCUCCCCUGUCCUCCCGCCCCGCCCCCCUCCUCCCCAUCCCCCUGCAGCCCCCCUGCGACGCCAGGGGGAGACGGGACAUCCCCCUUCUCCCCCAUCGCCUCCCCCAUCCCACGCUCCCCAUCCACACGCCUGGCUCCCCGGCAGAGAAGAGGUGGAGACCUGAGGAGAGGCCCAGCCUCCUGGGGACCCCCCCUCACAAGCUCCGCAGGGUCGAGGGGAUGGGAGGAGGAGGCAGGGGGGGAGGGGGAGGAGGAGGCAGGGGGGGAGGAGGAGGAGGAUGUAUAGGAGAGAGAGGAUUAUUAGGGAGGGGAGGGGUGUUAGGAAUCGGGAGAGGGGGAGGUGGAGAGAGAGGAGGUGUACCAGGAAGGGUUGGUGCAGGAGCGGAGAGAGGAGGGGGAGACAGGGGAGGAGGAGGAGGAGGAGUAGGGAGGCCUGAUAGAGGAGGAGCAGAUGUGCCGACCCAGAGAGGAGCUGCUCCAGUAGCCCCCCCAGACAGGCCUCUGCUGCUGCCCAGGUCUGGGAGCAGGGAGGCGGGGAGAGGAGAGCCAGACAGGGCCUCCAUACAGCCCCUUAUGGACCUCCAGGUGAAGCCGCUGGGUCAGAGGAGGAUCAAGCUGAACAGAGACCUGGGGAGGAAGACCAGCACGGAGGAGAGACCAGCCUCGACCUCUUCACAGAGGCUGGGGGAGAGGCUGGGAGAGAGGCCAGGGGAUGGGCCAGCCUCGUCCUCGACCAUAUCCCCAGCCUCGGAGCCCGGGGACAGGAGAGAGAGACCAGCGUCUGGAGAGAGGAGGGAGAGGCUGGAGGCCGCAGAGAGAGGUGGAGCGAGGGAGGAGAGGAGAGAGAGGCCGGGCUCAGGGGAGAGAGGGGUCACGAAGGAGGAGAGGAGAGAGAGAGCAGAGCCCGGAGAGAGGAGAGAGAGACCGUUGUCUGGGGAGAAGAGGGAGAGACCGUCGUCGGGAGGGAGGGAGGAGAGGAGAGCGGGGAGGGAGGGGGGAGAGAGCUCCGGGGGUCUGGGGUUGGAAAGAGUAGCAGUGACCGUGAGAGGAGCGGGGGAGGUGGAGCGGUCGGUGACGGCAGAGGGGAAGGGAGGGGAGGGGGAGAGGUCGGUGGAGGGGAGGGGAGGAGGAAGGAGGUCUGUGUCUCUAGACCGGCUCUCCAUCAGAGAGAGAUCAGCCAUCGCCAAGGAGAGACCAGCAGACCAGUCCCAGGAGAGACCAGUGUCAGGAGGCACUGAGAGGCCCGUGUCCAGAGAGAAAGCAGCUGGCAAAGAGAGACCAGAGAGGUCGUCCCCUCAGAGAGACCAGCCCGGCCGAUCAGCAGACCAGUCCAGUGUGGCGGGGCAGAGUCUGGCGGUGCAGAGUCUGGCGGUGCAGAGUCUGGCGGUGCAGAGUCUGGCGGUGCAGAGUGUGGCGGUGCAGAGUGUGGCGGUGCAGAGUGUGGCGGUGCAGAGUGUGGCGGUGCAGAGUGUGGCGGGGCAGAGUGUGGCGGGGCAGAGUGUGGCGGGGCAGAGUGUGGCGGGGCAGAGUGUGGCGGGGCAGAGUGUAGGGGUGCAGCCCAGGGCUGAGAGGAGCAGAAGGGACCCCAACUCCAGCAGACCAGCCAGCCAGCCCUCCUCCAGGUGUGCCGAGUCUGGGGUUGAAGGCCAGAGGGGGGCCAGUCCAGUGGCCAGCAGCCCCCCCAUACAGCCCCCCCCUCGCUCCAAGUGGGAGAGAGAGGAGCAGGAGGAAGAGGAGGAGGAGAAGAGGUCGGGCUCCACCAGGUCCAGGGGGUCUGGAGGUUCUGCUGAGAAUGGCCUGGGAUCAUCCAAUCAGAGAGGAGCUCUAAGGAGGGGCGUGUCUCCUUCUAGAGGGCGGGGCCGGGAGGAAGUAUCCAGGGCGGGGGAGAGAGGAGCGAGGGAGGAGAGGAGAGGGGGAGCCAGGGAGGAGGGGAGGAAGGGAGCCAGGGACGAGGGGAGAGGUGGAGUGAAGGAGGAGGGGAGAGGGGGAGUGAAAGAGGAGGGGAGAGGUGGAGUGAAGGAGGAGGGGAAGAAAGGAGCGAGGGAGGAUGGGAGAAAGGGAGCCAGGGAGGAGGGGAGAGGGGGAGUGAAAGAGGAGGGGAGGAAGGGAGCGAGGGAGGAGGGGAGGAAGGGAGCGAGGGAGGAGGGGAAGGUGGGGAGAGAGGUGCCUCAGAGUGAACCAGUCCCCAAACCAGUCACAAAGGCUGAGCCCAGAGGAGCGAGGGAGGAGAGAGGAGGGAGGGAGGGAGGGAAAGAGGAGAGAGGAGCAAGGGAGGAAAGAGGAGGGAGGGAGGAAAGAGGAGGGAGGGAGGAGAGAGGAGGGAGGGAGGAGAGAGGAGGGAGGGAGGAGAGCCAGGGUCUAGAGCCUCGCCGGCAGCGUCUGUGUUCAGACCUCGGCAGGGAGACGGAUGAGGCGGCCUUCGUCCCAGACUACAGCGAGGGGGAGGGGUCAGAGGUGGAGAAGGGGCGGAGCCUGAGCCCGGCUGCCUCCCACAACUCCUGCCGCAGCCCUGCCUCCCAGAGCCCCGCCCCUAGCAGCGGCUCCGCCUCGCAGGCAGCGACCGGGGCAACCACAGAGAAGAAGAAGAAGAAACACAAGAAGCGUAAAAAGCAGAAGAAGAAGAAGUCGGAGGUGGACCAUGACGGGGUGGAACCCAGGGAGCACAAACACAAACACAAGAAGAAGAAAAACAAGAAAAACAAAGAGAAGGAGGGAUCGGCGGGAGGAGAGAAAGAGGGAGAGAAUGGGAAAUGAAAAGAUGUGACGAGCGAGCGAGCUAGCUAGCGGAUUUAGCCAGCGCUGUGCUUGCUCGUUCAACCAGGCUAGCUAGCGUUAGCUUCACUCAGCGUUUAGCUAACUGCCUGCCCAUCCAGACUGCACAGAAACCAGGACAUAGCUAGCUGGCUAACUAGUGUUAGCAUAGCUACAGUGAGCUAAUGUGUAAGGGGGAGGUUAUUACUGCGGAGGUUAAAAAGGUUUUUAGGAGAGAAAGAACAACUGUCCCCCUUCUCUGUGACUGUCUUGAUACUGGAAAUGUAAUGUGAAAUCUGAAUGUUGUUUAUUUUGUAUAGGCGAUGGGGGGGGGGGGUUUAUACAAACAUGAAAAUCUCAUCUUUUCAAAAACACAGUCCAACAUUUUAACAAUUCUGUUUCAGUUUCUGCAAGUUUCAACCGGUUUCAGCAAACUGGCGUCAUGCUACUCAGGACUCUGGCUUAAGAGAGGAGAGAGAAGGGGGAGAGAGGUGGGGGACGUGGUGGUGGUACUGUUCAGACAACCAACUGUUAUGUACAUUUUUUCUUAAAUAAAAAGGUUGGGGGUUUUUUUGCCUUGAAGUUGAAA
Molecule: messenger RNA, 7565 nt
Organism: Osmerus eperlanus (European smelt)
Lineage: Eukaryota; Metazoa; Chordata; Actinopteri; Osmeriformes; Osmeridae
Product: E3 ubiquitin-protein ligase RBBP6-like
Exons: 19
Coding region: 899-6979 (2026 amino acids)
Biological process (GO): protein ubiquitination; ubiquitin-dependent protein catabolic process
Cellular component (GO): nucleus
Molecular function (GO): nucleic acid binding; zinc ion binding; ubiquitin protein ligase activity
Source: RefSeq, a predicted model, not a curated record